AACACCAGGCCAAGGUGCUGGACAGUCCAUUCCUACUGAGGCUGUGAGGGAAAUGACCCUUUGACCCAUAGAUGGCUGUCUUCCAACCUACAUGGCUAUGAAGGUCUUGACGAGCCCUGCCUGGGCCGCAGCGUGGAGGAUGGAAACGUGUGCUCCGCCAUGUCUCUGGGCCGCCUCCUUCGCAGGGCCUCCUCCAAGGCCUCGGACCUCCUGACCCUCACCACGGGGGGCAGCGGCGGGUCCCCCUCCAUCCUGGAUGGAGAGAUCAUCUACUCCAAGAACAAUGUCUGUGUGCAUGCACCUGAGGGCCUGCAGGGCUCUGGGGAGCACCACCCAGGGUACCUGUGCCUGUACAUGGAGAAGGACGAGCUGCUGGGGGCCACCCUCAUCCUGGCAUGGGUCCCCAACUCUCGCAUCCAGAGACAGGACGAGGAGGCUCUACGCUACAUCACCCCCGAGAGCUCCCCUGUGCGCAAGGCACCCCGGCGGCGGCGGCAUACCACGAGCCUCGGAGCCCCGUACCAACCCUCUCCCACAGAGACAAGGCCUCCCCUGACACCCAAAGAUGAGGACAUCCUGGUGGUGGUCCAGAACACCCAGAAUACUGUGCACAUCAGCCCGACGUCUGAAGAUGGCGAAAAGCUGGUCCAGGGCCCAGAGGUGGAGGGGCCUCUGCCCGCUUCACGGCCUGUCCACAGUGACUCUGGGAUCCUGUCUACAGUCAGUUCACAAGACGGGACAGAGGAUGGCCGGGAGCCACGGCCUGAGGCUGUGGAGGAAGAGGGCUCCUUGGAGUUGUCGACUGACGGUGUGAGCAGGGACAGCUCCUUUGACUCCGACUCUGACGCCUUCUCUUCACCUUUCUGCCUCUCACCCAUCAGCGCCGCCCUGGCUGAGGGGAACAGCUCUGCAUUCCUGGAGAGCGAGGGCAGCUCCCCCUCUAGCUCAGAUGCCAACCUGCGGUUUCCCGACAGCAGUGGCCUCCUGCAGACGCCUCGCUGGGAUGAGCCACAGCGGGGAUGCGCCCUGGAGCAGAUCUGCGGUGUCUUCCGCGUGGACCUGGGCCACAUGCGCUCCCUGAGACUGUUCUUCAGUGAUGAAGCUUGCACGAGUGGCCAGCUGGUGGUGGCCAGCCGGGAGAGCCAAUAUAAGAUUUUUCACUUUCACCACGGCGGCCUGGACAAGCUCUCCGAGGUGUUCCAGCAAUGGAAAUUCUGCACGGAGACACACCUCAGGGACCAGCAGGUCACGGAUGAGAGGACAUGCAUGCAAUUCUCUAUCCGAAGGCCCAAGCUGCCGUCCUCUGAGACCCACCCAGAAGAAAGCCUGUACCGGAGGCUGGACGUGUCUGCCUGGCUCAACCACCUGAAUGAUUUGGGCCAGGUGGAGGAGGAAUAUAAGCUACGCCAGGCCAUUUUCUUUGGUGGCAUUGAUGUGUCGAUCCGGGGGGAGGUCUGGCCUUUCCUGCUGCACUAUUACAGCCACGAGUCCACAUCGGAGGAGCGUGAGGCGCUGCGGGAGCAGAAGCGAAAAGAAUAUGCAGCGAUCCAGCAAAAAAGGCUCUCCAUGACCCCCGAGGAGCAGAGAGCCUUCUGGCGCAGUGUGCAGUUCACUGUGGACAAAGACGUGGUUCGGACAGAUAGGAAUAACCAGUUCUUUCGAGGGGAGGACAACCCGAACGUGGAGAGCAUGAGGAGGAUUCUGCUGAAUUAUGCUGUGUACAACCCAGACAUCGGCUACUCACAGGGCAUGUCAGACCUGGUGGCACCCAUCCUGGCUGAGGUCUUGGAUGAAUCAGACACCUUCUGGUGCUUCGUGGGUUUGAUGCAGAACACCAUCUUUGUUAGCUCUCCUCGGGACGAGGACAUGGAGAGACAGCUGCUGUACCUGCGGGAGCUGCUCAGGCUGACACAGCAGCGCUUCUACCAGCACCUGGUCUCCCUGGGCGAGGACGGGCUCCAGAUGCUGUUUUGCCACCGCUGGCUCCUACUCUGCUUCAAACGGGAGUUUCCUGAGGCCGAGGCCCUGCGUAUCUGGGAGGCCUGCUGGGCCCACUACCAGACGGACUACUUCCACCUGUUCAUCUGUGUGGCCAUCGUGGCCAUCUAUGGGGAUGAUGUCAUCGAGCAGCAGCUGGCCACAGACCAGAUGCUCCUGCACUUUGGGAAUCUGGCCAUGCACAUGAAUGGAGAACUGGUGCUCAGGAAGGCCAGGAGUCUCCUGUACCAGUUCCGCCUCUUACCACGGAUCCCCUGCAGCCUACAUGACCUGUGUAAGCUGUGUGGGACAGGCAUGUGGGACAGUGGGUACAUGCCAGCUGUGGAGUGUGCCGGCCACCACCCGGGCUCAGAGAACUGUCCCUAUGGGGGCACAAUGGAGAUGCCAUCACCCAAGCCCCCAAGAGAAGGCAAGAAGGGCCCAAAGGCACCUCGGGAGGCCUUUGGUUUCCGCAGAUAGAAAACUUCUGCCCUUGAUGAGGAGCAAGGGGACCUCCCUGGACAAGUGGGAGGGGGAGGGGAUGGACGUCAAGGGAACAGAAUCUAGAAACACAAGGAAAGGCCUCUGGCCAAUGUGACAAAAUCAGACACUGAAGUGACAGCGGAUAUCAGAUGUCCUGAGAAUUCAGCUUCUGAAAGGCUGGCCCAGGAUGUCUGGCUACUGCACUGGAAUGCAGGCUGCUGGCUAGCCAGCUGGGGGAUUCCAGCAGAGCCCAGAGUCACUCCAUGAGCUGUGGGCAAAGCAGGGUCUAGAAAAGGCUUCGUCCUCACACAGUACCAUGGGGCACAGAGAAAACACCUGUCCAAACUAUCUGAGAGAGAGAGAGAGAGAGGGAGAGGGAGAGGGAGAGGGAGAGGGAGAGGGAGGGGAGGGGAGGGAGGGGGAGGGAGAGAGAGAGAGAACGCAUACAUUCAGGCCUGAGCUUCCCACAGUGUCCAUGUGAGUGUUGGGAGGGACAAGCCUACUCUGAGCCAGAGACACAGGCUGGUAAACAAGUGUCAAAUGUACCGUGCACUGGGGUCCUCCCCUUAGGAUCUGAGGUUUGUCCUCUCUACCAAAACCAGCAACCCACUGGGGCCUAAAUGGGUUGAGGGGUGUGGUAUGCACAACCAUGAGGUCCUCUGAUGAGAACAUGCUUAGUCCUAGGGAAGGGGGAUUAUAUAAAUUCCCAGCUAAGACAAAGGUAUCUGGAAUAUCUGGGGAGGUGUCUCCGCCUCCAUGCAGGACCUGGGUCCCUGUUUCGCCAGGGGUUUCCGUCCCUUGGCGUCUCUGUGGCUGAGCAACACUGGGGUGCUCUGCCUCUUAAGAAGGAAAAGGUCACCGCCACACUCCGUCCUCCGAAGCUGAGGAUGGCGGUUGGAUGAAGAUGUGUUCCAGAGCAUUGCUAGCCAGUGUCCCAAAAGCCGGUGCAAGCAAGGAGCCUGGAUCCUCCACCAAGGGCUGAAUCUGGGUGGGAGCGCAGGCGGCAGGUGUGUGCCCUGCUGUUGACUUUUCUCGCUGAGAGUGGCGCUGCAGGACAGUGCCCCAUUUAACAGGUGCUGCUGAUCAGAAUGACAACGGAGGCCUCUCAUAGCCACCUCCCAACUUCCCCUUCUCCAUGAGCCCCUCCCUCUUCUGCAGUCAUUUCUGAGGAUGUGGAUCCCUGAGGGAAGAGAUUCUGGGAGAGAGUGUCCUGAUCUUGGGGUGCUGUCCAUUAUGAGCAACACUGAAGUUCUGAGAGUGGCCUUUUUUAGCCAACUUGCUUUCUAUACUAGUCUCUGACCCUUUCUGGAAGUUAGGGCCACAACCAGGCAUACCCGGUGUCCGGCACUGCAGUAGCAGUACACAGAGCAGUCUCAGUGGCUAGAACCAGGUACAUCUGGCUGGUUCACACAGCUUUGGGCCAGCAGUCCAGGCUGGGUGCUUCUGGUCUUGGAUAGGAUCGCUUGGUCUCUUCUGGGGUCACCAUCUCUGAGUUCCCAGUGGGUACGUAAAGUGUAUGGCCUCUGAGUCUUGGGUCACGCCAUGAUGGUAGAGGCAGUGUUUUUCUAAGUGUCAGUGCACUGUUGUGUGGGGACAGGGGGAGCAGAGUCUCAGAGAGCAAGGACCUCUAGCUCCCACUGCUCCCCAAGACCUGACCUAGCAUGGUCAGCAACAGCCUCGUGCCAGGUUUCUCCUUAGUCCCAUAGACUGCUGGACCCUGGUGUUACCUGUGUUAAGCCAGCUGGGGCCUCUCCAGCCAGACAUGGUGUGUGGGCUCUCAGAGCUCUGCUCAACAGAAUGGAGAGGUCCCUGCUCGCACAGAACAGCAACCUUAAUCUGGAUGCAAUUAGAGGAGACCAGCCAAAUACCCUGUGGCAGCUGUUACCCCAGGAUUAUUCCCAGCCAGCAAAAGGCAUUAGGUGAUAAUUCAGUCAUUAGACUUCUAGCCUUCCCACCGCCAGGACAUACAAAUCACGGGUAAUCAGCCCGCACACCGUCCCUUGGCCAUGAGGCUUAUUUAACCCAUUUUUUAAAAUGACACUUAAUGCUAUUGACCGGCCCGCCUGUGUGCGCAUGCCGCCCCCCCCCCACCCGCCGCUAAUGUCUGAGCUGACGAAAUCACCUCAUGUCAUUGGGGCUCUAGCAAAGGACACCUUUGAUGUGUGUGUGUGUGGGUGUGUGUGUGUGUGUGUGCGCGCGCGCGCGCGCGUGCGUGCGUGCGUGUGUGCGUGUGUGCGUGCGUGCGUGCUGUCACGGUGACGCAUGAUGCUUACCUUGGAAAGGGCCACUUCUGACUCACCAAGUAGAAGGGACAGUGUUGGGGGAGGGGCGGCAACAAGAGGAGAUGGCUGGAAUGUGUGCUCCUCUGUCUGGGCCAGCGCCCUCACUGGGUACAGAGAAGACCGCUGCUUCCAUAGAAAGUUCUGCCUCAAGUGCCAGCCAGGAGGCCUGGCCCACCUUUACAGACUGUGUGGUUCCUGGCUAACCAGGGUCAGGGAGGGGAACAGGUUAAAUUCAGGAGGGGAAGGUUUCAGUUUUGACACCAGAGUUUUUGCUAAAAGUGUCAUGAAGCCCUUGCUGGACAAAGCAGGGUCUCCUGGAGCUGGUGCCUUUGAUGGCCCUGGGCAUGGGGAGGAGAUGGCAAUAGGUAACAGUGUUUCAGGGGACAGCUCCCACAACGUUCCUCUGCCUUCUUGCCUGCAAUCACGUUUUGUUUUUGCUUUGUUGUUGUUUUGCUGUGCAAAGGGCAGUAUGUGGAACUUGGGGCCCACACACGUGCUAGGCAAACAAACGUGCUGCCCCACCGAAUGCCACACCCAACCCACCUGCUUCAUGUUUGACAAAAUGAAUUUAGAUAGAGGUCAGUUCCCACGGUGCCAGGAGUUCACCUGUGGCCUCCUCCUGUAGGCUCCUUUCCACUGUGGUCAGGCUGGGGUUGUCAGGGACACCCUGGGCUGGCCAGACAGAGGGAAGGAGACUGGCAGAACUCCCUUACCUUGGAAAGGUCACCAUGUCCAGGAGGGAGAAAGGUAACAAGUCUCCUAGAGGUAUAGCCUGGGUUAGAGGUAGGCCAGGGCCCGCCCAGGUGGGCCACAGGGAAGCUGGCUAGCCUGAGGCUAGGCCUGUCCUGGAGUACUGGAAGAACACAGCAGUCUCUGGAUGUUAGUCUUGUGUUUCUAAAGAGGUUGUGUUGCUAACCUGGUCUAGAGGGAACCACCCCAAACCCAAGAAGCCAGUUUCCCUCAGAGCUUCCCUGGCAGGGAGUGAAGGGUUCCCCUAGCCGUUUCCUCGCCUGUAAAAGGAGAGCAAGACUCUCCAUCAGGCUCCUUCAAAAGCCUGCUUUGGGGACUUCUGUGUCAAGGCUGCCACGAGGGUGGCUAACCAUGGCCCAGGGACCUCACCUGCCACUCAGGGAAGAGCCCACUGGCCUUAGCCUUCCGCAGCAGUGACCGAGAGGGGCUGUCCACUCCCAUCAAGUGCUCUCCCUGGUUUGGAGUCAGCAAACCCAUGCCUCUCCCACGUCUCCACCUUCCGUGUGUCCUCUGCAGAGGGCAAGCCUCUGCACCUCCUCUUAUGCCUACCCUGAAGAAAUGUGAGCCACAAAGCCACCUCAGCGGGCUUGGCCAGCGCCUGUCUGUGCGCAUGCGCACGUGCUCUUCUGUAGCCGGCCUCGCCCACAGCUGGGAAGAACCUUCUGUGAGGGUGCUGCACCUUCGUUCGGAACAGCUGCGUGCCGAUACCUGCCACCACCAGGCCUUUAAAUACAUUGCAUCCAGCUCCAGGUGGGAGUAUAGCAUUUCGGGUUUGCAGAGGUCAAGUCUCAUGACUGUCUUCCUUCCACACCUUGAGGACAAGGAAGACAGCUUUUUGUGUUUUGUUUUUAAAGUAAUGAAAUGUCCCCAUGGCUAAUGUCUAAGGCAAGUGACUCGUUUCUCUGUUGGGUUUUUUUGUUGUUGGGUUUUUUGUUUUGUUUUGUUUUGUUUGUUUGUUUUUUCAGUUCCCUUCUGGUCAAGGUCAGGACUGGUCACCAUGACCCUUGUUAAUCAUGACUCUCAUGGAUUCCACACAAAAUAAAUAAAAUAGUAUUGCCACACA
Cricetulus griseus (Chinese hamster) is the source of this 6555-nucleotide messenger RNA. The record is from RefSeq and is a predicted model, not a curated record. NCBI's taxonomy places the organism in Eukaryota, Metazoa, Chordata, Mammalia, Rodentia, Cricetidae.